AAACAGUGGCCAAAGUAUGACUAAAACCAAAGUCCAUUUUUGUUGAGUGAACAGCGAUCAACAUCAGCAUGUCUGGGUCAGUCAGCAUGGAGGUGUGUCCCCCUCCCUCAGGCCUUGAAGCAGAGUAUGAGACACUUUUCACCACUGAUUCUCUCCUCUUCCUUCAUGAGCUGAUCUCCACAUUUAAUGAGGAGGUGGAUCAGUUCCUGUGGUUGAGAGUUUCCAGGAAGGCCCACUUGGAGCUUUCAGGGGACCUGCCCAGCUUCCUGGAACACACCACACAUAUCAGGAAAGACCCGAACUGGAGGGUGCUCCCUGUUCCCCCUAGACUCCAGAGAAGACAUGUGGAUAUUGGGGAUAUGGCCCCCUGCGACACCCAGCGAUUCGUCAAAGCUCUCAAGUCACCAGCACAAGGCAUACAGGUUGAUUUUGACGAUGGGAACUGUCCUACGUACUACAACCAGAUCAGAGGCAUUCACAAUGUUGUCAAGGCAGUGCACAACCAAUUUCCCAAUGUUCCACACAUAUCUCAGGCUCCAGUGCUGAUGCUGCGGCCCCGUGCUUGGAACAUGGUGGAGCACAACAUGAUGGUGGAGGGCAAGGAGGCCCCUGGUCCUCUCUUUGACUUUGGACUGCUUAUGUUUCACUGUGGAAAGACGCUGUUUGACAAUAAGAGUGGACCCUUUUUCUACCUAUCGAAAGUGGAGAGCUUUAUGGAGGCCAGACUAUGGAACAAGAUAUUUGUCUGGACACAACAGAAGCUAAGCCUUCCACUGGGCAGCAUCAAGGCAACGGUGCUAAUUGAAAAUGUACUGGCAGCGUUUGAGAUGGAGGAGAUUCUCUAUGAGCUGCGGGACCAUUCAGCAGGACUCAACUGUGGCAUCUGGGAUUAUUCAGCCUCCAUCAUCAAUAAGUUUGGACACCGGCCGGCCUUCAUGCUGCCUGACCGCAGUAAAUAUGUCGACAUAGAGAAACACUUUCUGCGUAGCUACAUGGACCUGUUGGUUCAGACGUGCCACCGGCGGGGAGCAAUGGCCACAGGAGGCAUGUCUGCUAAGCUUCUACCUCGGGACACGCUCGGUGAACCCUACAGGACAAUGUUGGCAUCUGUCACCAGACUGAAGUUGCUGGAAAUCAAGGCAGGUGUGGAUGGUUUCAUGGUUUAUGACCUGAGCUUGAUCGAACCCAUGCAGGAACUCUUCAAACUUCACACUGAAGGUGAUAAUCAACUUCAGCAGCUUCGACAUGAUGUGUCCGUGAGUCCUGAAGACCUGCUGUCCAUGCCAUCGGGAGGAGUCACCCUUCAUGGUUUGAAGUACAACAUUGCAGUCGGUGUCCUCUUUAUUAAAUCUUGGCUGUCAGGUGAAGGCGUAUUUUUCUACAGAGGCAAUGUUGAAGAUUCAGCCACAGCAGAGAUUUCCAGAUCACAGGUGUGGCAAUGGAUCCGUCAUCAGGCUCAGGUGGAGGACGGUAGCAGGGUGAGCAGGCGGCUGGUUGUUGACCUUACAAAGGAGGUCAUGGUCGAGCUCAACAGCUUGUGUCAAUCUGUCAGGGCGAAGCAGAGGCUAAACAUUGCCGCAGACAUGUUCCUGGAGGUGGUCCUCAAGAGAGAUUUCCCAGAGUUCAUCACUACCUAUCUGAAUCAGGACCACACCUUCCUCAGCUCUCGGAGCUCUGGGCGGGCGGAGGCCCUGGACAAACAUGUGCACCGUUCCAACCUCUGACAUUCCGGCUGGAACCUAGAGAGCCUAGGCUUAGGGGUUAUGCUUUGUGAAAUGUGUAAUGCCAUCUGUAGUGGCAGAACUAAGUGACGGCAGCAAGCGUGUAAGGUUAAGUUUCAGAAGAUUCUGAUUUCACUGUCUGUUCGUUAACCAGCCUUCAUUUUACUGUAUGUUGCAUGAAAAUGUUUUUCCAAAUUCAAAUUAUACUUUAUGAUUAUUAUUUUUUGAUGACAUGGCCUUUAAUUAAACCUUACUGUUUUUCUGCG
Molecule: messenger RNA, 1987 nt
Organism: Scophthalmus maximus (turbot)
Lineage: Eukaryota; Metazoa; Chordata; Actinopteri; Pleuronectiformes; Scophthalmidae
Gene: ugl
Product: malate synthase-like
Exons: 15
Coding region: 69-1724 (551 amino acids)
Biological process (GO): glyoxylate cycle
Cellular component (GO): cytoplasm
Molecular function (GO): malate synthase activity
Source: RefSeq, a predicted model, not a curated record